GAUCGCGUUAACAACGGUUUCAGUGAAAUGGUUUGGCUCAAAUUCAUAUUCUUGGUGCUGCUUGUAGCAGCCAAGCAAGUGCAAGCGCUAAUAUGCAGUCGAUAUCCGACGAAUACAUUGAUGCCGAAAUCACCGGUAGAUGAGAAUUUUAUGGUGACAAUCAGUGGAAAUCCGCAAACCUAUAUAUUGGGGCAGGAUUAUAAUGUCACAAUUCAAGCAUUCAACGGGGUGCGCUUUAUCGGCUUCAAGCUCGCGUUAGAGUAUGACAAUGGAGACCCGAGUCUAAAUCAAGAUCUUGGGCACUUCGAACUGCUGGAUCCGAUAGAGACACGCUACAGCCCGAAUUGUAUUAAUAUGGUGGAGAGUACAAAUACCAAUCCAAAGACGCGCAUUGAUGUCUCUUGGGUGGCGCCCGAGCAACCCGGUAGCGGUUGCGUGCUCAUACGUACAACAUUGCUCCAACAUCGCGAUGUUUGGUUCAUGGAUGACGGUGGACUAACGCGUCGUAUUUGCGAAGAAAGCAACGAUGAAUUGGAAAGUGCCCCGUUGAGCGCCGACAGGAAUAGCUGUUGUGCGUGUGAUGAGGCACGCUAUGAGCUCACUUUCGAAGGCACUUGGUCGCGCAAUUUACAUCCGAAGGACUUUCCCACAAAAGGUUGGAUAACACGUUUCAGCGAUAUUAUAGGCGCCUCGCAUUCGGGCGACUAUCGUUUCUGGGAAUAUGGACAAAUGGCCACUGAGGGUAUGAAAGAGUUUGCGGAACAUGGUUCGGUGCUAACGCUUGAGAGGGAAUUUAACUACUACUUUAAGAAUGGGAAAAUACGCACUAUUAUUAAGGCGCGCGGUCCUGCCUUUCCCAAUUUAAAUGGUCAAUCUCUGGCUUCCGUACGUGUGGACCCGCAUCACCACCUAAUUUCAUUAGCUUCCAAAAUAGAUCCAUCCCCUGAUUGGAUUGUCGGCGUGUCCGGUUUGGAGCUCUGCAUGGCCAAUUGUACAUGGCUCGAACAGAAAACUGUUGUCCUAUAUCCGUGGGAUGUCGGUACCGAUGCUGGUCCUUCAUAUACGUCGCCAGAUCAACCUCAAGUUCCGGCCGAUGUAAUCCGUCGUAUGCGGUCCGACUUUCCGAAUGAUCCACGUUCACCAUUUUUCGACGAGAACGGCUUGCCAAUGAAACCAUUGGCUAUACUAAAGAUUAAGCGACAAAGACUCUAUGAACGACUGUGUGAGGAUGAAGAAUCCAAUAAUGUGGACGUGCCUCGCGAGUGCAUCACUCACCCUUGGACUGCUUGGAGUGAGUGCACCACCAAAUGCGGUGAAGGACGUCAGUUCCGCACACGCGUCUACAAACAGCCGGAUGUAGCAAAGAUCUUCAAUUGCGAAGUAGAUACUCGACAAGAUCGUUCCUGUAUGGGCGAAGAAUGUGGAUAUGACGAACGACAAUUUGAUAGAAUGCAAAGUCGAAACAGAAACAAUGAAGAUGAUUUUCUCGAUGGAGAAGAAAUAGGAGACUCAGAUGAGAUGUCACGCGAGGAUUGUAAAUACACAGGCUGGAGUGGUUGGUCGCCAUGCAGUAAUACUUGUGGUGAGGGUCGAAUGACGCGUAGGCGCCAAUAUGAGAAUCCGAUGUCGGAAGCAAAGUGUCAGAGGACGAAAUUUGUACCAUUGGUGCAGUAUCAAAAAUGUAUAGGUCGUGAAUGUCUGGAAAACACGAAUGAUAGGCGCAGAAUUCAAGAAGUAGAGGAAGACGAAAAGGGAAUAGAAACGGAGGAGGAAGAAAAUGAAAUAAGUGACUGGCAACAAAGUCGUGGCAAAUCUCGUUUUGGCUAUGGAAGACCAAUCAAUGCAAUAGAACGAAAUCGUGAACGUAACGAAGAAGAUGGCGAGGGCAUCGAGGAGGAGGAGGAGGAGGGGGAAGAGGAAGAGGAGAAAGGGGAAGAUAAAGAGGAAGAGGAGAAAGAGGAAGAGGAGGAAGAAGAUAAAGAAGAUGAAGAAGAGGUGGAAGAGAAGGUAGGGGUAUGGGAGGACUACAAGAAUACUUACGAUUUCAGGAGGUCAAAUACGCGUGGCAGAAAUCAACGUCCUUAUUCACGCACGAAUACGAGAGAAGAGGAAGAGCCUGAUAGUGACCACACGGAAACACCGAAAUUCUGCUUUCAAAAACUUAAGAUUCCCCGUUGCUUCAAAUCAGGAGUAGUGAAAAAUUAUUGGUUCUACAACUACUGUGAAGAUCAGUGUAUGUUAUUUACUGCCGAAAGUUGUGAUAGGAAUAAAAAUAAAUUUACAUCAUUGGAAAUGUGCGAAGAGACGUGUCGCCCGCCUGGGAACGAAGAGCUGCUGCAAAGAAAACAACAGCGCGGUUGUGACCAGUCAAUGGAGUGAAAAAACAACGAAGCAAAUGUUCUAGAUUUUAAACUUCUUUACUUAUAGCUUAAGCGAGUAUGUACAUAUGUCCUAGGUUAGAUUAGAUUGUUGUUUUUGUAUAAUACAUUUUUAGAAGUUGUUGUUUUUAGUGCUUACAUAUUAUAUUAAAAAAAUUACAUAAUUCUUUAGAGCUCAAAUAAAAAUAUGAAUAGGUACAAUAAAAUUUCAUCAGAAACGGUUUACAGGCUUAGGUUAAAAUGAAAUAUUCAAUGACUUUCUCGCAACUAUGCUCACCAAGCAAUUUUAUGCGAAUCUAUAGGUUAUCCUAUGAAGACGUUACCAAGAAGAUUGGGGUUUAUAUCCAACCCAAUUCUGCCACUUCAGCAUCAUUCCAUCAGAAAUUAUAGGAAAUGCUUACAACAAUAGUUGCGUCAUAGCUUUUAUAGGUAGUUGUUUUUGUUUUGUAGAGGAGGACUGCUGAAAUGACAGGACAGUUCUUGGGUGUAUAUAAAAAAUAUUCGAGCCGUUCCGGUAAUCUAGACCUGAAACACGUAGCUGCCAUCACAGUGAUCUGCAGGAAAAGGUUUCUAGAUGACAACAAGUGUUUCUUGUGUUAUAAGAAAGAACUUGUCUACCGUGUAUAAAAAAACUGUUUCAACUGCAUUGGAAAAACUAGGAGUUAUACUUUCUCUUCUCCUAACAGAGAUGAUCGCUGUAGCUGUAUACAUUUAUGCUGCUUGUUGUUGUUGUAGCAGCGUAAACAUUCCCCAUACAUGCACAGGGAAUGCUGCUGGAGUGACAGUCCUUGGCCGGAUAUAAAUCCGGGUCGUUCCGGUGACGUAGAACCGAUUUAUGCUGAUACCGAACGGUAUCGAAAGCAAAACUUUAAAUGCGUUUUUCUCAAAACUAUGUUUUUGAAGUGGUGAUCAGUGCUUUUGAAAAACAUAAAAAACUCUUGCCUGAUCGAAGGAUUUUUUUUUAAUUUCGAUUUUUUUUUAACAAUUCUCGGUUUUUUUCUCGAAAAUCUGAAAAAUAUUUGCUGAGGCCGCCAUAUUGUUAAUUUUGAUUUCGAUCGGGCACAAGGUUAUCUACUAAUAACACUAAUUUCUCUUGUCCGAUUGAUUUUAGAUGGAUCUCUUCUGGAGAAACGGGCUCCACACAAAGAGUGAUAUCUUUUACAAUUACUAAUUUUUUUGUUGAAAUUUUGCUAAAGUCAAAUCAAUGUAUUAAUGCUAUGUUUUGAUUUUUGUAAAAUAAAGCAAUUGACUAGCAAAAAAAAAAUUAUUGAAAAAGAUCAUUUUUUCAGGCCUCUGACUACCCCUAACCCCUUACAGCCAAUCAUUUUACGCCAGUUUCUGUUGUUGUUGUUGUAGCAGCAUAAACAUUCCCCAUACUUACAUACGGUGA
Molecule: messenger RNA, 3768 nt
Organism: Anastrepha obliqua
Lineage: Eukaryota; Metazoa; Arthropoda; Insecta; Diptera; Tephritidae
Product: spondin-1
Exons: 6
Coding region: 28-2379 (783 amino acids)
Biological process (GO): cell adhesion
Cellular component (GO): extracellular matrix
Molecular function (GO): serine-type endopeptidase inhibitor activity
Source: RefSeq, a predicted model, not a curated record